UGUUGAAGAAUAUGUUAUUGCGCUGGUUUAUAUGCCGAGUAUUUACCAUGUGUUUCACCUUUUUAUUUUAUUAUGUGAAUGUUUGGUGCAAGUAUCAGAAGGCAAUAGAAGACGGCACUAUUGACGAAUUUGACCACAAAAAUCCUCCUCUAAAUGACAAAGUUUUAGAAGUAAUAAAACCAAUUUAUGAAAGUUUAUCAGCUGAUUCUUUAUUGGAACGAUGUUUGGGUUCUGAAACCCAAAAUAAUAACGAAUCUUUGAAUUCGUUAAUUUGGACUUUUGCUCCGAAGCACAUUCACGCUGGACCGAAGACAAUUGAAAUUGCCACUUUCUUCGCAGUUAGUAUUUUUAAUGAAGGUUUUAUACCUAUAUUAAAAAUCUUAGAUGUUAUGGGAAUCACGAUUGGCCCAGAAGCUAAUGCUUUUGCAGCGAGACGGGACGAAGCGCGUAUCGAGCGCUCGGAACUCCGGACUUCAGAGGCGUCAAAGGAGGGUAGAACUGCACGUCUUCACAAGAGAAAAUCGGAGAAUGAGCAUUUUGAAGUAGAGGAAGGAUUCUUAUAGGGAGCAGGAAUCGCCGAUUAAAAAUAUAUCACCAGGAGGGUUAGAAUAAUGCACGCCAGGACACCCUCUUUUUUUUUGACCCCCCACUUUGACUGCUCAUAACUUUGUCAAUUUUAAUUUUUUUUUUUAAUAAUUUUUUUAUGU
Molecule: messenger RNA, 707 nt
Organism: Cotesia glomerata
Lineage: Eukaryota; Metazoa; Arthropoda; Insecta; Hymenoptera; Braconidae
Exons: 3
Coding region: 12-563 (183 amino acids)
Source: RefSeq, a predicted model, not a curated record